Messenger RNA from Vicugna pacos (alpaca), 4962 nucleotides. The record is from RefSeq and is a predicted model, not a curated record. NCBI's taxonomy places the organism in Eukaryota, Metazoa, Chordata, Mammalia, Artiodactyla, Camelidae.
CGCCACCUACAGCCCGGGAGGGUGUGCGCCAUGGCGGCUUCUCGCCCGCUCCCGGUGACCCAAGGCCUGCCCACAUUGCGUGCUAAGUUGCAGGAGCUCCUGCGGUUCCUGAGGGAAGCCCUGCCCAUUUCCAGUGCACAUACGGUGGACUUCUACACGGAGUCUGUGUGGGAGAAACUGGUCGACUUGCCCCCGGAGACGGUGCUGGCGGCGCUGAGGAAGCCGGCGGCGGCCGCUGAGGCCCAACCCUCAGAGGCGCGCCCACUGAUGGAAGCCGAGAGGGGCUCAGGUAUUACUGAUUUUCCAAAAAUAUUUUGUGAAACUUCCCAGAAGCUGGUGAAUGUGGAAGCCUUUGCUCUGGCUGCGAAAUAUUAUUCUAUACAAAACUUGGGAAUAUGUACUCCUUUUGAACAGUUGCUUGUAGCCCUUCAAGGAAAUCAAAAACAGAAAACCGAUGAAAACAUGAAGCCAGAUGAGUUUAUGAAUUUGAAAAAAUCUCAUGAAGUUCAGGCAAUGUCAGAGCUCAUCAGCAGUAUUGCUGAUUACUGCGGAAUAAAGCAGAUAAUUGACCUCGGUUCUGGAAAAGGCUACCUGAGCUCCUUUUUGUCCUUGAAAUAUAAGUUAAAUGUUUAUGGAAUCGAUUCCUCAAAUACCAAUACUCACGGAGCUGAGGAGAGAAACAAGAAGUUGAAGAAACAUUGGAAAGUUUAUCAUAGGAGGUCAAAAUUAGAUGUCAAUGAAGUGGCAUUACAAAUGGCAGAAGAAAGGAAAGUGCAAGAUGAAAUUAAAUGCAAAGCAGAUAUUGAAGGAGUAUGUAACAACAGUACUACAAAUCAAGAAAAGCUGUCUACCUCAGAUUUUUUGCCAGAUUUUUCAGGCUCUGUAAUUUCCAACAUCAGGAGACAAAUGGAAAACCUACACGUUUAUUCACAUCAAGAAGAAAAUUUGUGUUUUGAAAAUACUUUUUCUCUCAGAGACCUUUUGCCUAUUAAUGCCAUAGAACCUGCUUCUUCAUGCCAAAUACCCAAGAGAAAAAUGUCUGAAGCAAAUAAAAAGAGAAGAAAAAUGAUAUCAAAGUCAAAUGAAUCAAAUAUAUAUUCACCUUUAACAUCUUUUAUCACUGCUGAUUCAGAACUACAUGAUAUUAUUAAAGAUCUGGAGGAUUGUUUGAUGGUAGGUCUACAUACUUGUGGUGAUCUUGCUCCAAAUACUCUGCGAAUAUUCACUUCCAAGUCUGAAAUCAAGGGAGUUUGCAGCGUGGGUUGUUGCUACCACCUCUUAUCUGAAGAGUUUGAAAACCCACAAAAAGAAUAUACCCAAGAAAAGUGGGGAUUUCCAAUGUGCCACUAUUUAAAGGAAGAGAGAUGGUUCUGUGGUCGUAAUGCCAGAAUGUCAGCAUGUUUGGCAUUGGAACGCGUUGCAGUUGGCCAAGGGCUGCCUUCUGAGUCCCUUUUCUAUCGUGCUGUCCUGCAGGAUAUCAUUAAAGACUGCUACAGCAUCACCAAAUGUGAUCGGCAUGUUGGUAAAAUUUACGCCAAAUCCUCUUCCUUUCUGGAUUAUGUCAAAAAGUCUCUAAAGAAGCUUGGAUUAGAUGAGUCCAAGCUGCCAGAAAAAACUAUAAUGGACUACUACGAGAAGUAUAAGCCUAGAAUGAAUGAGCUGGAGGCUUUUAAUAUGGUAAAUCUCAGAAUUAAACAUAUUAAACUAAAUAUGUUGCUAGACUUGAAUAGGAUCCUAUUAAAUUUUAUAACAGGACCAACCAAUCUGUGUUUUACCUCUUUGCAGGAUGAUAUUGCAUGGUCUGCGCUUGUGAAGUUGUUUGAUCCUGUGAAAUCUCCCAGGUGUUAUGCUAUUAUUGCGCUGAAGAAGCAGCAGUGAUUUCAGUUGAAGCAAGGUUUCCUCGCACGUGUCAUUUCCUGUGGGAGGCAUUGGCUGAUACUCUGCCCACACCUCCAGCACCACCCAAGCGAGGGGUAAGGACAUCAUCUAGGUCACUUCUGUGUGUCCUCAUGGGAGCGCAUGAGCAGUGUGUGUCGUGUGUCAGGCCUCCUUCCUCGAAGGCAGGAAUCAUGAGAAACACCCUUCAAUCUUCUGAUGUGGAGCAUUGUUCAAUCUCACAUUUAUGAAUAAGAUAAAAUAAUAUAAUACAUUAUAUAUUAUAUAUUGUGAUUAUUUUAUAUGUGAUAGAAGAUGAAAUAACACAAAGCUGGUAAUAUUUGCAAUAUUCUAAACUGAAGCAUUAAAGACAUUUUGAAUGGACCUCCUAGGGUAGAGGGACAACCUGCACAGUAGGUCUGUGGAAUCGGAACACAGAAGGUAGAGCUAAACCGUGUCUGUGCCAGGGACCCCUUUGCCAGUCUGAAAUGCCUUUGGGCCCCUUCUCAAACAAUUUUUUUACUAUGUAGUAAAAUACAUUAUAUGACAAAGGAAACCAAUCCUACUGAGGUAGUUACCAAAAGAGUUUUUUAAGAUUGUAAUUUGAUAAUACAUGUGUUUCUUUAUUAUGCAUUAAGUAACAAGGUCAAGUAGCAGUUCUAAAAACUACUAUAAUUUUGAGGUAACAAUCAGUGUAAGCAGUAUUUGAAGAUAUUAGCCACAACUGUAAUGUGACAGGAGAAGAUCUGUACCUUCUAUUGGCAAGAGUUUCAGGUACUGUCAGUACUACUGAGGUUUGUUGUCCGCAUUUAUACCUAAAGGAAACACUGAAUUUCAAUCAAAGAUGAGAAAGAAGUAAGUUUUCUCCAGGAUCCAAGAUUAUGGAUGCCCUGAAUUCUAUCUGUGAAUCCCCCUGGGUUCAGUAAACCCCCUGUCUGUGGAACACAGGAAAGCAGACCGCCUAAGAUAACUAGUAAGAAUAGCCAUUCCUCCGUCUUUGGAGGAAUGAUAUCUUCUCACAUCAGUGCAAACUUCUACCUACACUAUAUAAUAGACAACUGUUUCAGGAGUACUUAGAUUUUUGGAGGGUAUCAGUAUUCACUUUAAAGACUUACUAUAGGACAGAAGAUACAGCUCAGUGGUAGAGUGCAUGCUUAGCAUGCAGGGGGUCCUGGGUUCAAUCCAGCACCUCCAUAAAAAUAAACAAACAAACAAAUAAACCUAAUUAUCCCUCCCCCAAAACAAACAGACAAAACCCCCAAAAAUUUAAAAAAUAAAAUGAAGAUUUACUAUAAAACUAUAGAUCAAGACAAUAUGGUAUCUAUUUACAGAUAGCUACACAGAUGAAUGGAACAAACUAAUGAGUUUGGAAACAGACCCAUACAUAUUUAGUCAGUUGAUUUUUGACAAAGGUGUCAAAGCUAUUUAAUGGGGAAAAAUACUCUUUUUAACAAGUGGUGCUAACAAUUAAACAAUUAGGUAUCAAAAUGAAAGAAAAAAAAAAAGAAUCUCAACCUUUACCACAUAUCACAUACAAAAAGUUACUUGAAAUGGAUUUUAGGCCUAAAUAUGUGAGUGCAAAUUAAAAAGAAAAAUCAAAAUAAAAUGUAGGAGAAAAUAUUUAUGACCUUUGGUUAAGGAUAUGUUCCUUAGGACAUAAAAAACAUACACCCUAAGCAAAAAAUUUGACAAAUUGGUCUUCAUCAAAUUUAAAAUGUCUGCUCUUCAAAAGACACUUAAGAAAAUGAAAAGCAGAACACGGAUUGGUAAGAAAUACUUGCAGAGCACAUACCUGAUAAAAAGCUUGUAGGUAGAGUAUAAAUAGUCAGACUCAGUAAAAAGAGAGGCAAGAAAUUUACACACACUUUUCACCAAAGAAGAGAUACAAACAGCAAUGAACAAAUACAAAAAUAUUCAAUAUCAUUAAUCAUCAGGAAAAUAUGAAUUAAAAGGAGAGAACCAAUACACAUCCUUUAGAAUGGCUAAAAUUAGAAGGAUUGAUGAUACUGGCUGUUGGAGACAACGUAGAACAAUUGGAGCUCUAAAGAAGGCUGAUGGAAAUGCAAAUGAUAGCUAUUUUGGAAAAUGACUUGACAGAUUUUUAUAAAGUUAAACCUACUUACUAUAUGACCCAACAGUUCUACUCAUAGAUAUUUACCUAAGAGAAAUGAAAACAUAGGUUUGUACAGCAAAUGUUAAUAGUUGCUUUAUUCUUAGCAGCCAAAAGUCCAUCAAUAGAAAAACAGAUAAAGAUAUUGUAGUAUAUUCAUACAACAGCAUACUUCUCAGCAGCACCUAGCAAUGAACUACUGACAUCAGCAACAACAUGGAUGAAUUUCCAAAGCAUCACAGUAAAUGGCUAAGUGAAAUAAGCUAGACGCAAUAGACUACAUGCUGUGUUUAUACGACAUUCUACAAAAGUCAAAAUGGUAGAAACAGAUUGAUCACUGGUUACCAGUGGGCUACAGGUAAAGGGAGAGAUUGUCUACAAAGGGGCAUAGGGAACUUUCUAGGGUGAUGAAAAUGGCCCACAUGUUAAUUUGAGUGGUGAACACACAACUUGCAUGUUUGGCAAAAUUUAUUAAACUAUAUACUUUAAAAAGGUGAAUAUUACUGCAUGUGAGUUAUAUCUCAAUAAAACCUGACUUCUAUAAAAUUCUAGUUUUAUUGAAGAGAAAUUAUAAAGGAUAUUUUGUUGCUAGAGCUAAAUUGUCAAGUUAGAGAAUUCAACCCAAAAUGAAAGGCAUUUGUCCAUACUCUGAAUACAGAGAGGAACAGAUGUAUUGGCUCAGUGUCUUAUUGAGUGUGCUUGCUAUUUGGAAAUUGGAUUGUUUUGACAAAUUACUUGCUAGCCAGAAAAAGCAUUAAGGGAUUAUUUGUCCACUGUGAUUUCAGAUUUUUCCCUAAUGAUAAAAUCAUUUGAAACAAAAGAGGGCAGCCAAAGUAGUCUUACUCAGGGAGAUACUAUUUCAUACAUAGACAUGUCAGAAACAGCAUAAGCAAGAAAAGGAGAUUGCUUCAAUUUUUAAUUUUUUAAACUUAUUUCAAGUGUUAUAAAUAACAGCAGCAAGCAAUUUCAAUCCUAAA